Pelobates cultripes (western spadefoot toad) is the source of this 4109-nucleotide messenger RNA. NCBI's taxonomy places the organism in Eukaryota, Metazoa, Chordata, Amphibia, Anura, Pelobatidae. The record is from the annotation of a GenBank genome assembly.
UGUAUUUAAAAGCAAAUAUUUGCUACAAAAUGCUCUUCUCGUAAUAAUUAUGAGUAUUACUAAUCUUAUUUAUAAAAUAUUUUUGUGUGUGAUUCCUUAUUGCAUUAGUUAUAGGUAAAACCUAGAAGUGAGCUGAUUUCAUGCAAUCUAUGCAGUCUGUAAAUGUUGAAUUGUUCCAACAUAGGACUACACAGCCAGGACAAAAAAAAAUACAAUAUUAGGAGGGGGUGUAGAAAUGGGUGGGAUAUAUGUCACCCUUUCUAAAGCAUUUGGUUCCCAAAGCCCCCUCCCUCUGCUCCAUCCAUCACCAUCCCCCUUCAGAAGAUCUCUCACUAACACACGCACUCACAGUCGCACACACACAAAAAAAGUUUCAACAACAAGCUUUUUUGGACCAAUGGCAUGAAAGAGACCCGGGAAAGGGGCUGAGCAAAGGGCGAGGAGAUCAGGAGAAAAGCAGAGAGGUUGAGCAGGCUGGAUGAGAAGCAGCAGCAUCGCUCUAUUUUGUGUUUGUUUGCUUUUCCAUGCAUGCAUAAUGAGGUGUAAUGGGAGCACGUUGUGAGUGCAGUUUGUGUAUUUAAAGCCUGCAAACACUUCACAGACUGAUCCCUGGUUUGUUGACAGGAGAACCAUCAGUGGGUCAGUAGCAGAAGCCUCUACAGACCCCAAGUUUUUUUUUCUUUUCCCUCUUUUUCUCCUCCCCUCUGUGAGAAAGUGAAAAUACUCCAGCUUCACCCAGGAGGAGAGCAGUGAAUGGGACAGCUAAGGACUCGGCCGUUUUACAUUACAGCCGGCUCAUUGUGAGGAGCUCUUGGUUGGAGGCAGCAGAAGGGGACUAAAAUUAUCCAGCCAGAGCGCACUUGUGCAAGGAUACCCAGCCAGGCAGGAGACAUGAGCUGUGUGCCCUGCAAGGGGGCACCGGUCUGCAGUCCCUGCCAUCCCCUUUCCAAGCUCUCCCAGUGAGGACCAGCUCUGCAGGAGGACCAGGAGGGCUAGUACUUGGAUGGAUUGGCUGCUUUGAGGCUCCCAUGCUCUCACAUCCCUGCUCCAGCUGAGCCCACGCUUGUUUUAUUGUGUGACUUGCCCCCACUGGCCCCUACCAUGGCUGGCUGGAGGAUCCCGUGCUUGCUGCUGCUGGGCUCCGUGCUGGGGUUGGCAGCGGGCCGGAGACUGAUCUGCUGGCAGGCGAUGAUGCAGUGCCAGGGCGAGAUGGAGUGCCACUAUGCCUACAGCCAGUACACGGAUGCCUGCGCCUCGGUGCUGCCCAGGCCGGGGGAGACCCCCUCCUCGUCCCAUAGCUCCGGCCGGCGCCGGUGCCCCAGUCAUUGCAUCGCUGCCCUCAUCCAGCUCAACCACACCAAGCGGGGGCCCGCGCUGGAGGACUGCGACUGCGCCAUGGACGAGGUGUGCAAAGCCACCAAGCGGGCCAUCGAGCCGUGCCUGCCCAGGACCAGCGGCGGUGGCGGCGGCGGCUCGGCCGGGGGAGGUGCCGGAGGUGGCGCCCAUGCUGGAGGUGGCGGGAGCAGCGCGGGAGGAGGGGCGGUGAUGGGCUGCAUGGAAGCCCGCAGGGUGUGCGAGGCUGACCGGCGAUGCAGCAUCUCGCUGGGCCGCUACCUGAACCACUGCGGGCGGCUGUUCAAUGGGGUGCGCUGCACGGAGGAGUGCAGGGCGGUGAUCGAGGACAUGAUGCAGGUGCCCAAGGCCAUGCUGCUCAAUGACUGUGUGUGUGACGGCAUGGAGAGGGCCAUCUGCGAGUCCAUCAAGGAGAACAUGGCCAGGCUUUGCUUUGGGGCGGAGAUGGGUAUGGGGGGCCCGGGCAGCAGCGGGGGGUCAGACUAUGACUAUGGGGAUGAGUACGAUGAUGAAGAGAUUGGGGGCAGUAAGGGCUCUAUUGAGGACGGAGUGAUGGUGGAGGGCAGGAAGGUCAAUCAGGGCAGUGAUAGCAAUGGGACUACUGCUUGCGCUGCCCUUUCGUGGACUCUCCUGGCAGCCAUUGGACUAAUGCUAGGGUUGCUAUAGCUGGGUUGAUGUGGACAAGUCAAUGUGUGUCAUGCUAUGAGUUGGGUAUAAAGAGUCAAUCUGGGGCAACGUUCUAUGAAUGGAACAUUUCUUAGAACUCCACUCUUAAACUGUGCCCCAGGAAUACUAUUUAUACAUACAACCCCUAUGAGUGCUGUUUUAUUCCCCAUCCCAGGGUAACUGGCUGCUACCAUCACACCCUAUUCACUGAGGUACUAGGUGCCCUCUUUGCGUGUGGGUUGGGGUGAACACUUUGACACUCCAGGCACUCACAUGUCAAUCUCAUGCAACAUGCGGGUUGGUGAUUACUUGAUGCCCAGUCAGUGCAACUCUUAUCACCUUACUAAAGCUGUGCCUUAACAAAUCUAUUUCCAUGUGGGCGCUAUGGGAGGAGAGUCGGAAUCUAAAGACAGCUGAAGAGCUGCCAGACCAGGUGCCAGUGUAUGCAUAAGUUAACAGUGCUCAUUUAACCACCAUUCACCCUGCCAUAGUCUCACCCUCUCAUCAGCUGUUCUUGCCUGUAUUAAAUACCUGCACAUCCAAGCAGUUGGAAGAGGGGGGAGAGGGUCAACUAGGACAACAUAUGUCAUGUUAGUUGUAAAACAUAUGAGUUAUAUGUAUAUAAAAAAACUAUAUAUGAGUUAUGUAUGAAAAGCAGUUCUGGAGUAAAGUUCUAACAGUGAAUUAGUCAUGAGUGAAAAUAAAUUCUGAUGCACUUUUACAACUUUGCCCCAAACUGCUUUUUACAUAUAAAUCUCUAUGUAUCCACUAUGCAGUACUGUACACACUUUAAGAGUUAGCAUAGUCACCAGAAAUGCCUUUAAUUGUAUUAAUUCAGUGCUCUCUAGGCUUAAAUGCUUGUUUGAAAACACUGUGACAGGUGUACCAGCUGAAGUUCCCAAAAUGACUGCUUUACAGUUACUGAUUUAACCCUUCAGUGCCUCUUUCACCAAUGCCAGACUCAAAAACGAUUCCAAGUUUGCCUUACUGUGUUUAAGAGAUUCUGGUAUUUAAAGCACAGAAUAAUGUCUUAAUUUCAGAAUGCAGAUUUACAACAACUGAUUACAAGUUUCAGAGGUAGAGAUAGCAUCACUUUUUGUAAUAAAAUCACCAUUGUUGUGAAUUACCAUCCAUAAAGCUUCUGGGGUCUAUUCACUAAAUAGUGAAGAUGAUUGAAAACCCCUUCCACCUAAAGUCUGUGGAUAGACAGGAUAGUCCUGUGGGAAAUGCAAGUCUUAUGGCUUGACUGGUGUGCAGAUUUUUGUUUAACAUUGUAUUAACUAUCCACUAAAUAGUGAAUUAGGAUGUGCUCACUACCAACUUUUUAAAUUUGGACAAAAAAAACCCUUCAAAUGUAUAACUUGUCAUAAUUUUUGCAACCCAUUUUUUCACUUUUAACAAGUCAUUGAUUAGUAAAUAAACCCCUUUGUUUUUAUGAGAUUUUAUUUUGUGAUGCAGCAUUUGGCAUUGUUAUGCAAAUGUAAUUUUUUUUUUAAUUGUAAUUAUUUUCAGCAGGGGAAACCCUUAUCAUUUAUCUCCUCCUCAGAUAGUUGGUGGAUUACUUGAGCAAAGCAACUUGUCUAAAAGCUCUGCACUGCCAUCCUAAAAAAGACACCUUUAUCGAUAUUGUGUAAAUAGCAUUCAGAUUUUUAUAUUGCUUCUAAAGGUAUCAAUGUGAUUCAGUCUGGCAAGACUUAUAAAUAGUGUAUUUAAAAGUGGAUUGUUUUUUAUAUUUUAGGUUGUUAUACAUGUGUACAUAUUUUUAUAUAAAACGUAUCCUCUGAAUAAUUUAUUUAAAAUAUAGAGAUGAAUUCUAUGCGCUCACCAAUGUGAUGCUUUUAAGAAAGGUACAUAAAAUAAUGGAUGUGUUUCAAAAUGUACAGUGUAUUUUAUAGAUUUGUUGAUGUGAAUCCUAUUUUUGCAGAGAAUUUAUGGACAUUUUAGAAUUGCAUAAAUGAUUUUAAGUGCUGCCUUACAUUUUCCUUUUUUUUGUAUUUUUAUAAAUGCAAUAACAGCAUCAUCUGAAAGGAAAAUAUUGACUGUAUUUUCUCCCUUCAAUAGUAAAUGAUUUUACAAAGAACUGAGGUUGG